Neurospora tetrasperma FGSC 2508 is the source of this 789-nucleotide messenger RNA. RefSeq lists its product as uncharacterized. The transcript has a single exon. The record is from RefSeq and is a predicted model, not a curated record. The coding region runs from base 1 to 789 and encodes 262 amino acids. NCBI's taxonomy places the organism in Eukaryota, Fungi, Ascomycota, Sordariomycetes, Sordariales, Sordariaceae.
AUGGUAAAAACCAAUGAUGAAAAGUCCAAUGUGACAACCUCCAAAGCGGCAGCCAAAGAAGUCACCAAACCCGCCAACAACAUCCUCACCCCGGCCGCCAGAAUGCUUCAACAUAUUCUAUCAAGCCGCACCCUCUUGAUCAUGAGGAAGACAAUGAUCCUCGAAGCCCUAAACCAGGCCGAGAACGAAGCCGAAGCUAAGGUGGAGGCCGCACUUGCCAGGAAGGAUGACUUGAAGUCGGACAAAGCGGAGGUGGACAAGGACGACGAUAAGGGCAAAGACAACGACGAUGACAACAUAAACCCUCGAAACCCCCCUACCUCAGACCCUGCAGCGAAGGCCCCAUCUGCAGUCCAAGUAAAAGCCAACCAACACGAAGCGCAAGCUGCUAUCCGUAGCCUGAAGAGACAUGGAGCCAGCGUCCAAGCAGCAGAAUCUCCAGCAAACGUCCAGCAGAACUUAUCAGCCGGUAACAUUCCUCCCAAGGCUCCCAAGGCUCCCAUGGCUCCCAAGGCUACUACCUCGGGUACAACACGUAGCGGUCGCGUGGUGAAACCCAGCCAGAAGGCCAGAGAUGUGAAGGGGGUGAUGAACAAGAAGAGAACCAGCACCAGCGAAGCGGCUACACGUACUAGGACUAGGACCAGAACUAGAAGUGGAAAAGGAGGCAAGGGAGGAGCCACAAGGUCCAAUUCAGCGCCGCCGCCGGCCGCUACUGUGAACACGACGGUCACACGCAGCGGUCGUGUGGUGAAGCCUAGUUUGAAGGCUAGGGAGAUGGGGGGUUAG